CCUGGGACAGGAGCCAAGUCCAGCUGUAGGGCGGGCCCUGUUCUGUGUGCAGUGUUCAAAGCUCAGUUUUCAUAGCAAACAGGUCAGAAGACUGGACGAGAGUGCAAGUAAUCAUGGAAGUCAUCGCUAGGCAUCGCACUCUCCUACUUUGCCUUGCUGGCUUAAGUGCCACCAUGGCUGUUACCUGGCUCUUUUUCUCUAAAAGGAAAAAGAAAAGGCAGCUGAGGAAGGUGGGUGAGGUCUCCCAACUUUUCCUGUAUCCUGUAAAAUCUUGUAAAGGAAUUCCCCUGCCAGAAGCUGAAUGCAGGGAGUACGGACUGAAAAGUGGCCCGCUGAAAGACAGACAUUGGCUUGUUGUAAAGGAGGACAAAGUACAUGUUACAGCGCGACAGGAGCCACGGAUGGUGCUGAUAACAGUAACCUGUACAGACGGUCGCUUAUCUCUCAGUGCACCAGGAAUGGAGGAACUGGAAAUUCCUCUGAAACUUCCUAAAGAUAAUGCAGUUAUUACUUGCAAGGUACAUGGGCAUGCAGUACAAGGCAGAGACUGUGGAGAUGCAGCAUCUCACUGGAUAACGAGCUUCCUGGGGAGCGCUCAGAACUACCGGUUAGUGCAGUUUGAAGAGAAAAUGAAAUUCAGGAAUCCAAAGAAUGAAUAUGCAGCAUACACAGAAAAUGGUCAGGUGGCGUAUCCUGACCUCAGCCCCCUUUUGCUGCUGUCUGAGGCCUCCGUCAACGAUCUAAACACCAAACUAGAGAAAAAAGUCACAAUUAGAAAUUUUCGGCCUAAUAUUGUGAUUUCUGGAAGUGAUGCCUUUGCUGAGGACACUUGGAAUGAAAUCCAAAUAGGCAGUCAUGUGACGCUGAAACGAGUCAUGCCUUGUCCAAGAUGUAUACUAACCACUGUGGAUCCUGACACUGGAAUCAUUAAUAUGAAGGAGCCGCUGGACACACUACGCAGUUAUCGCCUGUGUGACACUGCGGAUAAAGACUUGUAUAAAUCAUCUCCACUAUUUGGACAAUUUGUAAAGAUACUGAAGAAAGGAACAGUUAAAGUUGGAGACCCUGUUUACCAAAUAGUAUACUGAAUGCUGCAAAUGUCUGUCUGUCUAUUAAACCAAUUGCCAAAAUAAUUGUAAAUAUGGAUCAAAAUGCUAGCCAAUAAAAUGUAAUGCAAAAUAA
This is a messenger RNA of Pseudophryne corroboree (corroboree frog), 1182 nucleotides long. RefSeq names its product mitochondrial amidoxime reducing component 2-like. The transcript has 7 exons. Gene Ontology annotation, molecular function: molybdenum ion binding; nitrate reductase activity; molybdopterin cofactor binding. NCBI's taxonomy places the organism in Eukaryota, Metazoa, Chordata, Amphibia, Anura, Myobatrachidae. The record is from RefSeq and is a predicted model, not a curated record. Gene Ontology annotation, cellular component: mitochondrial inner membrane. Gene Ontology annotation, biological process: nitrate metabolic process. Bases 114 to 1088 code for a protein of 324 amino acids.